Molecule: messenger RNA, 189 nt
Organism: Tilletiaria anomala UBC 951
Lineage: Eukaryota; Fungi; Basidiomycota; Exobasidiomycetes; Georgefischeriales; Tilletiariaceae
Exons: 1
Cellular component (GO): mitochondrion
Source: RefSeq, a predicted model, not a curated record
AUGAAUCUCGUCCGCUCCGGUGGCGCAGGCGACAAAGGUAUUGAUCUCAAAGGGUGGUGGAAGCUCCCUUCUCGCGAAUCCUCAUCGGCCCAAGCGGAGAAUGUGCGAGUCUUGGUGCAAUGCAAAGCGGAGGCCAAAAAGCUGGGCCCACGGACGUUGCGAGAGCUGGAAGGUAGCAUGCACCGCAGC